CGCCUCGGCCAAAGAAUCAGUUCAGUCGCUGCACUUGACGCGCCAGGUUCUGUUUUCCCCACUGCGGAUCGAAAGUCGCCAAAGAAGAAACCCAAGCCGAAGAGCCGAGACCAAGAACCGUCCACAAAACAAGCGAUCGAGCGAGAUGGAUUAUCGCUUAGUGCUGAAAAUUCUCAGCUUUCUGCUGCUGGCCCAUUUGGGCUUCGGCCAGCCGCAGCAACAGUCGUCGGCGGACUACGGCGAGGAGCAGCCGCCGGAAGGCUACUACGCCUUCGUGGAGUCCCCGAACGCGGUGCCCCCGAAGGUCAGGCCGCCGCCCUACACCUUCGUGAACGCGGAGUGCAAGGACGUGGCCGCCGGUAAGAAGUCCGCCGUCUCCGUGCACAACAUCUGCGGCGACCUGAACAAGGGCCAGAUACCCAAGAAUCCGCUGGGACAGAACGUGCUCGGGGAGCCCUAUCCCUUUGAACUCAUCCGGAACCAGACGCUCAAGUUCCUCUCGAAGACCCUGCCCGUGCUCAAGGCCGACGACACCCUGCCCAAGGUCACCCAGAUCAUCCGCGACGACCCCGUGGAGCAGCUGGACAGCAACAACAUCGACCGGCCCUACCCGGCGGGAGGAGCCACCCGCGUGCGCCGCAGCCUGCCGGAGGGUGUGGAGUCCACCGACGGCCAGUACAGCUACUUCGACCCCGCCCUGGACGAGGAGGAGCGGCACAGCCAGCAGCAGAGGGAGCCCACUCUACAGCAGCGAAGGGCCGCCGAGGAGAGGAAGCCGCGCAAAUUCUGCGACGGCGGUGGAGUAUUCUGCACCUUGUACAGGGCCAUCCAGGGCGACACCGGGGGAUCCGGCGCUGCGACGCCCACUGCGGAGCGUCGCGAGGAGGUGGGCCCCAUCCGGUACGAGGGUCCGCCCACCCCGUGCCCCGCCAAGGUGGAGUACGCCACCCCCGUCUUCGCCAAGAACUACCAGGGUGCCUGGCGCUACGUGGUGCAGAUUCCCUACGAGGGCUACUUCACCCAGACGGUGGAGGUGACGCGCUGCAUCCAGGCACGCUGCCACUACUUGGACGGCGGCUGCCUGUCGUCCCCGCGCUGGGUGAGCCUGCUGGUGGCCGAGAUCUUCUACCCGAAUGCGGAGGACACGGUGCCCACCAGCUCGACCACCACGCAGGCGCCCUCGGUGCAGGACUUCCAGGCCUACCAGCAGUACCUACAGAAGCGGGCUGGCGUCGCCACCGCCUCCGACGGCACCUCCUCCGGAUCAUCCGCCGCCUCGGCCUCUGCGGACGCCCACUGUGAUGGACACGACGAGCUGGGCUGCUUCCAGGUGCGUCUCUACUACGACUGGUUCCUCAUCCCGGGCUCCUGCAAGUGCUGGCGUCCGGACUACUUCGCCAAGUACGUGCGCCGGAAGUCGGUGGCCGACUUGUGAGCACUUGGUGCUCCUUGGAACGGACUCCGAGCGAGACCCCUAGCAUACGAUCAAAUCCUAGCACUUAGUGGAACCCAACUUUGAGACGAAAGGCUCAUUCUAGUAAUCCAUACAAGGGGCGCCGCAGCCCAUUGGAUCACGCAGAGUUUGCAGUUCGCGCAGCAGAUACCAGAUACACCUACCAGAUACAUAAUUAACCUAGGCGAUUAGCUCCUCUUCCGACUGAUUAAGCCAAGCGCAAUGCAUUUCUACUAAUAAAUACGUUUCUACACAAA
Molecule: messenger RNA, 1710 nt
Organism: Drosophila ficusphila
Lineage: Eukaryota; Metazoa; Arthropoda; Insecta; Diptera; Drosophilidae
Gene: spz6
Exons: 4
Coding region: 146-1435 (429 amino acids)
Biological process (GO): regulation of Toll signaling pathway; innate immune response; central nervous system formation
Cellular component (GO): extracellular region
Molecular function (GO): Toll binding; growth factor activity
Source: RefSeq, a predicted model, not a curated record